CGACACUUGGAGGGUCAUGCUUCCAAUCCCUGAAUCCUCGUGUUGAGAGCAUUGGCAGCUCGGCGUGGAAUCGAAGUUGAUUUUUCUCACAGCAUUGCUUGUUGGCGACGGAGAGGAGUCAUCCAACUGAAAUUUCAAGAGCAUUGGACUUCAAUUCAAUUGCAAUUGGGGACUAAUACGGAGAAGAAACAUGCCUCCCAUCUUGGUUCUUGCUUCGUCCUUCACUGGUUCCAAACUCCACAUACCAUCCGCACUUCAGGAUAAGGUUUCUAUUUCUGAGGUUUCCAAUGCUUCUCCUGGUAUUAUCGUAUGUCAACAAAAAGAAGAUGAACAGGUAUCAGGGCAAAUACGGAAAGAGGCUGUGGCUGCAAAGAUAUCACGAAGAGAAACAAUUUUGAGAUCUAGUGGUUCCGCGCUGAUGUUGGCCUUCUUCAACUUCGCCGGCGAAAGACCAGACUACCUAGGUGUACAGUCGAACCCACCGUCUCUUGCACUGUGCCCACCAACUCCUGGUUGUAUCUCCACCUCAGAGGAGCUGAACGACCCCACCCAUUAUGUUCCUCCAUGGACGUACAAUCCUCCAGAUGGCCGUGGUCGGAAGAACCCUGCUUCUAAAGAAAAAGCUAUGGCGGAGCUCAUUGAUGCUAUCAAGUCAACAAAGCCGGACAACUUCACGCCUCGAAUCGUUAAGCAGACUGAUGAUUACGUUUAUGUCGAGUACUCAAGCCCUCUUGUUGGCUUUGUGGACGAUGUCGAAUUUUGGUUUCCUCCUGGCAAUCGGUCGUUGGUAGAGUAUCGAUCUGCAUCUCGGAGAGAUGCCAUAGACUUUGGCUUCAACCGCAAGCGAAUUAAGGCUCUGCGUCAAGCUCUGGAGCGCUAUGGAUGGGAAUCUAUUGGAUUCUGAUUGGAUCAGCUCGCUCUUCAGUCUCAGAAUUUCCAGUUACCCUGGAAUGCCAGCAUAUCAAUAUGCACACUCGAUCUCUUCACAUAUCGACUGCAAGACUCCAACUCUUUAAUUUGUAUACAUUCACCCCUGGAGAUUAUCUGUGCAUCUCUUGCUGGAUUGUAAUCUUUUCUGGGGAUACCUAAAAAUCCUUGAUUCUGAUGAAAAUAACAAAAAUACACCCUGUGUCUGGCAGGGUCAUCGUCAUUAACUUGCAAA
Physcomitrium patens is the source of this 1162-nucleotide messenger RNA. RefSeq lists its product as uncharacterized. Lineage: Eukaryota; Viridiplantae; Streptophyta; Bryopsida; Funariales; Funariaceae. The record is from RefSeq and is a predicted model, not a curated record.